GAGAUAUUGGACGCCAUCUCCUUCCAUCGGGCGUUGUCGCCGGGCCAGGAGAAGAACAACUGCUGCCAGCUGGCCUGCCUCAGCCUGAAGCAGAUCCAGGACGCGUUUUCCGGGACCGAGUCGGAAGCCACCUUCGACGCGACGCGAAAGAGCGUCGUGUCGAAGUUCAAGGCGCUCACACGCCUGGGUGCCUUUCCGGGUGUGCCGGCGGAGGUGAUCUGGAUGAUCGCCGAGCACAGCGAAGUCAGUGUCUUCGAGAAAGAUGACAUCAUCGUCAAAGAGGGAAGUUGUGGACCUAUGGAGUCCAUGAUCAUCAUCGAAAGCGGCGCCGCAGAUGUGGAGAUGGUGAUGUUUGACCGCGAGCUCCUCGAGGCCCGAGGCUGCCGGAUCGCCAAGCUCUUGCCAGGCGCCAUCAUCGGAGAUGUUUGUUUCGUCGAAUCCUGGGUCUCACGCCCCGCCUCUGUAGUGGCCAGGGAGCAGGUGCGCGCCUUCCAGAUCUCCUCCAGGGCGCUUCUGGAGGUCAUGGCGUGCUAUCCAGGCAUGGCCUCGAUCUACAUGUCGCGCACUCGGGACACGUCCGUUGUCCUGCAGCGGAGCCUUACGAGGCCGCAAGAUGUGCUUGCUGGCAUGAAGCUUUUCUACGGCAUGGAGCCCGGCUUCAUCCGGCUUUUGGCCAACAUCUCUGAGCGAAAGAUGAACUUCCUGGGGGACGUUGUCAAGGAAGAAGGAAGCACAGACCGAACGCUUCGGCUUCAAGAGUUCGGCAAGGUCCGUGCAGAGACGGAAGCCGAAGGGUGCGUCUCCAUCACCGAUGUUGGCACCGUGCUGGGUGAGAAGAUGUUCUUGGGCUGGCGCACACGUUCCCAGGCGACCUUCCGCGUGGCCACGCCCAUCGCGGUGAUGCUGUGGAUCGCGCAGCAUCACUUCGAGGGCCUCUUGGAGAGCAACCCCUCCGAAAAUGCCUACUUCCGUGGCUUAGAGGAGAAGGAGACUGACGGAGGCACGGAGGCCGUGAAGCACAAGGCGGAGGAUCUUCAGCUCUUUCGGGGCUGUGGGCGGAGCUUUACGCAGGACAUUGGCAGCUUCAUCGGCCGACGAGCCUAUAAACCUGGUCAGGCCAUCGUUGUGCAAAAGGCUGCGGAUGGCGGAUCGCUCUUCAUCGUGACGGGCGGCCGCGCCGCAGUGCUGAUCUACAGCAAGGUCAAGGAGGAAAUCUCAACCGGAGACGUCUUUGGUGAGCUUGCACUCUUGGGUCUGGUGCUGCGACGGGCUGCCACCGUGGCCGCCAUCACAUACUGCACCUGUCUCGAGAUGCCGAAGAAGGCCUUUGUGAAAGCCCUGGAUCGGCACCCCGAGGAGAUCGAACACUUCGAACAGCUGACCAGGCUCCAUGGCGCCGCGGUGGCGAAAGAGAUGGGCACCUGGCCCUUUCUCACGAAGGCCACGGAACGCCUGCUCUACUACGUGAACCUCCACGCCUCCCGCGAGAGCACUCCGGUGGGUCAGUGGACCAGCCGGGAUGGCGUUGAGAUUCCGACGGACAUGGCCUUCCUGGUCGUCUCAGGAGAGAUCUACGUGUCUGAAAACAGCGGCCGGCGCAUGCUCAUGGCAGAAGGCAGCUGCUUCGGAGAGCACAUACUCAUCGGCCUUCCUACGUCGACCUUGAAGAUCGAGCCGAAGACGGCUUGUGAGCUGCAGAUGAUGAACCGACAGACUUUCGAAAGAAUCAUGGCCGAGUGCCCGGACGAGCGUGACACGACCGUGCAGGGUAUCCUCAAUGAGAUGGCUAUCAAGGCGGAAGUCAAGCUUGGUGUGACACGAGGUGCUUCGGAGAUUCUCAAGCGGAGCGCCGUGUUCCGAGCUGCCAGCGAGGAGUUCAUCGAUGACGUCCGACCGCGCAUGUAUGCUUGCCUGUACAAGGAUAGGGAGGUCAUCUGUGAUGAGAAGGAGGUGGCCGACCACAUGUUCAUCAUCGUCAGGGGCCACGCCGCGGUGCUCGGCGACUCGGGGGAGGAGGAGGACUCAGUUCUCCGUUUCAAAGCAGGCACCGCAUGCUGCGAGUCCGCCAUCCUUGGCACCUGCACCUACUUUCCCUAUGCCGUGAAGGCCAUGAGCCUGUGCCUGGCCCUGACGCUCAGCCGCAAAGACUUCGAGGCUGCCCUGGACAAGUUCCCACACGAGAAGCAGAUGUUCGCCAAGCUCCUGGAGGACGAGGAAUCACAGGACAUGCUGUUCAGCCUGCCCCGCGUCCUGAAGAUCAACCACCUCCUUUUUCAGUCGUCGAGCAUCGACUUCCUGCGGAAGAUGUGCGAGUUCGCGGACGAGGUCUACUACGCCCCUGGCGAGACCAUCAUCAUCCGAGGAGAGAGCUGCGCCGUCGGCAAGACGGUCAUGUACGUGCUUCUGUCCGGCGUGGCCAUCGUGCGGCUGUCCUUCGGCGAUGAGGUUGCACAAAUUCAGCCAGGGAUGAUGAUUGGCGAAGGCGGAGCACUGGGGAUCACGGACAAGCGGUCCACCGAGAUCUGCGCCCACAAGGACACCUUCAUGCGCUGUAUUCGGCUACAAGGCGCGUCGAUUCGCAAGGCGAUCGAUGCCCACCCAGAGGACUGCGAAGCAUUGGAACAGACCUUCAAGAAGCGCUCCCAGCAGAACGCCCAGGCCGAGGGUCGGCGCCGCGAGUGGCUCCAGAGCCAAGUCAUACCCAUCCUUCGUCAUUGCAACCUUUUCAUGGGCUUCUCCAUGAAGCUGAUCUCGAAGAUUGCGGAGCCGCUCCUGAAGACGACGAUCCUGGAGGGCAAGGACCUGUGCACCGUUGGGGAGAGCUCCGACUCCAUGAUUAUGGUGGUCGAUGGCGAGGUGGAGAUCAAGUCCAAGGACGGCAAAGUUGAUGUUUCUGGGCUCAGGGGCCUCAGCUUCAAGGAUAUGAGAAAGCUUACUUGA
Messenger RNA from Symbiodinium natans, 2940 nucleotides. The record is from the annotation of a GenBank genome assembly. NCBI's taxonomy places the organism in Eukaryota, Dinophyceae, Suessiales, Symbiodiniaceae.